Menidia menidia (Atlantic silverside) is the source of this 630-nucleotide messenger RNA. Lineage: Eukaryota; Metazoa; Chordata; Actinopteri; Atheriniformes; Atherinopsidae. The record is from the annotation of a GenBank genome assembly.
AUGGCGAGCACGGAGGCCCGCAGAGAGUGCGAGACGGAGGGCUGCGGCCGGGACGCCAAACUGCAGUGUCCCACGUGCAUCAAGCUGGGGGUGCAGGGCUCCUUCUUCUGCUCGCAGGAGGAGAAGCAUGAGGGUGAGGGCAGGAACUGUGUGGAGAACGACAUCAACACCGACCCCUGGCCAGGUUACCGAUACACGGGCAAGCUGAGGCCCCACUACCCACUGGAAUGCUUUAAGGGGAGCUGGGCGUCUCACAAACUGCUGCAUAAAAAAGCAAAGGAGGAGAAGCAUGAGGGUGAGGGCAGGAACUGUGUGGAGAACGACAUCAACACCGACCCCUGGCCAGGUUACCGAUACACGGGCAAGCUGAGGCCCCACUACCCACUGGUGAGGAAACAGACAGCCAGAAACAGCCAGAAACAGCCAGGAACAGACGGGAACAAACAGAAAACAGACAGAAACAGAAAAAAACAGACAGAAACGGACAGAAACAGACAGGAAACCGACAGGAACAGACAGAAACAGACAGGAAACAGACAGAAACAGACAGAAACAGACAGGAACAACUCCGCUGAGGCCGGUGCCCGGAGACAUUCAGAGACCCGACUAUGCCGAUCAUCCAAGAGGUAA